AUGGACUUCUCCCUCCAAAACCACCAAUCUUUCAUCGGCCGGCCAGCAAAAGACCUCCCCACCCCAUCUCUAGUCCUCAGCAAACCCAUCCUCGAAAAAAACACCCAACAGCUCCUCGAAGAUGUCAAGAACCUGGGAAUCGCAUUUCGACCACACGUCAAAACACUCAAGUCCCUCGAAGUAACCCGCAUGAUGCUCGGAAACGGCCAGCACCGCAAAAUCGUCGCCUCAACCCUCUGCGAAAUCCGCGGUGCAAUUCCCCUAGUCAAUGAAGGCAUCCUGGACGAGUGCCUCUACGGUCUCCCAAUCUACCCCAGCGCCCUCCCAGCCCUAACCGAGCUCUCCCAAUCUCUCAAAAUCCUCCUCAUGGUCGACAACGAGGCCCACAUCGAUAUCCUCGAGUCCUACGCUACUACCUCGGGAAUCACUAUGCCCUGGCCCGUGUUCAUUAAAGUUGAUGUUGGGUCGCACCGUGCAGGCCUGGAGACGUCCUCCGGUGCGCUAAGGGCGCUUGUAAAGCGUGCUGAGGGGUCUGCUGCGGUGGAGGUGGAGGGGUUUUAUUGUCAUGCGGGGCAUUCGUAUGCGGCGAGGAGUGAGGAGGAGGCAAGGGCUGUGCUGAAGGCUGAGCUUGAUGGGGUGGUUGCUGCUUCUGGGCUUUUGGAUGUGGAGGGUGAGAGGAAGGUGGUUGUUUCGAUUGGAUCGACGCCGACGGCGCAUGUUGUUAGUGCGCUGAGGGCGUGUUUGCCGGGACAUUUGGUGCUGGAGGUUCAUGCUGGAAAUUACCCGGCCAAUGACCUCCAGCAGGUCUGUACUGGUUUGGUGCAUGAGUCGCAGCAGGCUGUUCGGAUCGCAGCUGAGGUGUGUAGCGUUUACCCCGGGCGGAACGAGGCGUUGGUUAAUGCGGGGACGGUUGCGCUGUCGAAAGAGACGAGUGCUUUGCCUGGCUUUGGGGAUGUGGCGGGUAGUCCUCACUGGUCGGUUAGGGUAGAGGAGAAGUUUAGGGUUGGGCAGAGGGUUUAUCUUUAUUGUCAGCAUGCUUGUAUUACUGCUGCGCAGUAUCACGUUUAUUAUGUUGUUGAUGAGGAGGAUGUGGUGAGAGAGACUUGGGUGCCAUGGAAGGGGUGGUAA
This is a messenger RNA of Aspergillus alliaceus, 1128 nucleotides long. RefSeq names its product D-serine ammonia-lyase DSD1. The coding region runs from base 1 to 1128 and encodes 375 amino acids. Gene Ontology annotation, molecular function: D-serine ammonia-lyase activity. Gene Ontology annotation, biological process: D-serine catabolic process. The record is from RefSeq and is a predicted model, not a curated record. The transcript is spliced from 5 exons. Lineage: Eukaryota; Fungi; Ascomycota; Eurotiomycetes; Eurotiales; Aspergillaceae.